UAUUAAUCUUGUUCAUUUGUUGUGUACUGCAUUACAACAAUAUGAAAACACUAUGAAAACUUAAAUUCAGCACUAUUAGUAAUGAUAAUAAAAAACAACUUCCAACUUCUGUAACAAAAAAUAUCAAUUAAUAUUUAUUAUUAGUUAAUGCUUAUCACAUCAAUGUCAUUUGCUAAAUUUAAAAGUGUUAGGCAUAUAUAUAUGAUAGAUAUCAUAACACGUAGUUUAUCGUAACAUACGUAAACACGUGACUAAAUUUGAUCUUAAUGUAAAAAUUGUACAGUGUAGGUACAAGAAGAAAAUUAACGGUUUUUGGAACAAUUAUACUUAAGCUUUUGUUCACGUUAAUAUUUAUCUCACUGAUUCGUUAUGGACUUUGGAAUAAGUAUAUUUCAUAAAGCCAAUUGUAGAAAUUAUUGCCUCAGACUCGCAAACACAUCUAAACGGCCAAGACGUGCGUGAAAUAAUAAAAGUUGGUUUUCUCGAUGUUACAAACGCAUUACUAUUACACAAAAUUAUAGUUAUAUUUAAAAUGUUUAAAACUGAAAAAUAAUUUUAUAUUUUUAUUUGUGAAUAGAUAUUCUUGAUAUUAAAAAUAUUUGAUAAUAAUUUUAAAAGAGAAUCAUGCAAGAAGUGAAGGUGUUAGAUGGUGGAUUUUCUACACAAUUAGCAACUCAUGUUGGUGAUAUAAUAGAUGGUGAUCCUUUAUGGACUGCACGAUUUCUUGUUACAAAUCCUAAUACAGUUAUUUCUACGCAUUUGGAUUUUUUAAAAGCUGGAGCAGACAUAAUUCAGACAAACACUUAUCAAACAUCUGUUGAUGGUUUUUCAAAGUAUAUGAAUCUUUCAGAAGAGGAAGGUCUUAAUUUGUUUUCUAAAGCUGUAGAUUAUGCUAAAGAAGCUAUAAAUUUAUACAAAGAUGAGAUAAAAAAUAAAAGAAAUGUUAUAAAUGCAAAUCCAUUAAUUGCUGGAUCAGUUGGGCCUUAUGGAGCCUGUUUGCAUGAUGCUUCAGAGUAUACUGGAAAAUAUUGCUCAACAGUGUCAGAAGAAAUUCUUAUGAAUUGGCACAGACCACGUAUUCAAAAAUUAAUAGAAAGUGGCGUUGAUAUGUUAGCUAUAGAAACAAUUCCAUGCAAGCAAGAAGCAAAAGCACUGGUUAAAUUAUUGAAAGAGUUUCCAAAUAGUAAAGCUUGGUUGUCUUUCUCAUGUAGCUACGAUGGAAAGAGCAUAGCAGAUGGCUCUCAUUUUCAGGACAUAGCACUAUGGUGUUACAAGGAAGCCUUGCCAGGACAAAUUUUAGCAAUUGGAGUUAAUUGUAUCGCACCACAAAAUGUAACUUCUUUAUUAAAGGGAAUAAAUGAAAAUUGUAAACAAGACUUUAUACCACUAGUAGUAUAUCCUAAUAGUGGUGAAAAGUAUACAGUAGAUCAGGGUUGGAUGAAACAAGGAGAAGGAUAUUCUUUACAGGAAUUUAUACACGAAUGGCUUGAUUUAGGUGUUCGAUACAUAGGUGGAUGUUGUAGAACAAAUGCUGUAGAUGUGAAGAAAAUACGAGCAGAGGUAGAAAAAUGGAAAAGUAAUUAAAUGUUGAAAUUCUAUUACAUAUAUUGCACAUUUACACUACAGGAUAAAAAUAAAUCCUUAAGAAUA
Bombus pascuorum is the source of this 1650-nucleotide messenger RNA. Its product is annotated as homocysteine S-methyltransferase YbgG-like. Bases 625 to 1584 code for a protein of 319 amino acids. Lineage: Eukaryota; Metazoa; Arthropoda; Insecta; Hymenoptera; Apidae. Gene Ontology annotation, biological process: S-methylmethionine cycle. Gene Ontology annotation, molecular function: S-adenosylmethionine-homocysteine S-methyltransferase activity; zinc ion binding. The record is from RefSeq and is a predicted model, not a curated record. The transcript has a single exon.